Acaulospora morrowiae is the source of this 631-nucleotide messenger RNA. The record is from the annotation of a GenBank genome assembly. NCBI's taxonomy places the organism in Eukaryota, Fungi, Glomeromycota, Glomeromycetes, Diversisporales, Acaulosporaceae.
AAACAACUGUAUUCAGGAGAUAAAAAAACAUUCCCUUGACAUGAACUUCGUCCCAUAUACAACCGACCACGCCGGCCACAUAAUUCCACCGGAUGUAAUAGUCCAACUCCCAUUACCCCUGGAAGAUAAUGAUCUCUUGGCGAAGCCAAGACGAGGGCGACUUCCUUCGCGGCCACCAAACACCUUCUUAAUAUUUAAGAGCGCUUAUACUCGGGUCCUACAGUCCAGAGGUUUGUGGGACCUUAGAAUGAGGGAAGUCACCAGUAGCGCAGCAAAAGCCUGGCGGAUAGCCGCACCUGAGGUCAAAGAUGAAUGCCGUAAGUUGGCGAGCGUUGCAAAGAGAAGACAUGAAGAAGUCUAUGGACCUGCACCGCCACGCCGCCGCACUCGCAACAGAAGACGACAACAAAGUCGCCGUGUGAUAACAGAAGAUCCCAUCCCUCAAGCUUCUUCACCGUCGAGUUCCCCAUCGGAAGAUUUUUCACCCUCCAUCCCCGCGACCUCCACUCAGGACCCUGCAUUCUAUUACAAUAGUUUAAUAUCAUCAAUUUCUGGCACUGGCGGCUGGUCUGAUUACGAGAUUGACCUGGGUGCCCAGGGAUACAUCAAUCUGUACAACCAUCAGGUGUAA